Messenger RNA from Arachis stenosperma, 360 nucleotides. RefSeq lists its product as uncharacterized. The record is from RefSeq and is a predicted model, not a curated record. The transcript has a single exon. The coding region runs from base 1 to 360 and encodes 119 amino acids. NCBI's taxonomy places the organism in Eukaryota, Viridiplantae, Streptophyta, Magnoliopsida, Fabales, Fabaceae.
AUGGCCUUCAUGAAAAGCCUACUCUCUGAGAAGAAGGCCUUUAAGGGAGAUGAAACUAUAGUCUUGACCAAGGAGUAUAGUCCACUGAUUCAGAAGAAGUUGACCAAGAAGAUGCCAGACCCUGAAAACUUCUUGAUUCCCUGUACCAUUGGCAAUAUCACUUUUGAGAAAGUACUGUGUGAUCUUGGUUCAAGCAUAAAUCUGAUGCCUCUGUCCGUAAUGAAGAAGCUGGGAAUCCAAGAAGCACAGGCAACAAGGAUAACCUUGCAAAUGGCUGACAAGUUUCUGAAGCAGGCAUAUGGGCUAGUGGAGAAUGUACUGGUCAAGGUUGAAGAGCUAUUCCUCCCUCAGAUUUUGUGA